Echinococcus granulosus is the source of this 4455-nucleotide messenger RNA. Its product is annotated as Poly(ADP-ribose) glycohydrolase. The coding region runs from base 1 to 4455 and encodes 1484 amino acids. The transcript has 34 exons. Lineage: Eukaryota; Metazoa; Platyhelminthes; Cestoda; Cyclophyllidea; Taeniidae. The record is from RefSeq and is a predicted model, not a curated record. Gene Ontology annotation, molecular function: structural constituent of ribosome; poly(ADP-ribose) glycohydrolase activity; ATP binding. Gene Ontology annotation, biological process: regulation of DNA repair; carbohydrate metabolic process; nucleotide-sugar metabolic process. Gene Ontology annotation, cellular component: cytoplasm; ribosome; nucleus.
AUGGACUCAAAGAGGAUUCGUGACAGUGAAAUAAGCCAGUUUGAACAAUUUAUUCGUGAAUUGAAUAAAUACUUUAAAAUGAAAUCAAUUGGCUCAAUACAACAGUAUUAUAAUGUCGAAAAGAAACUCAACUUUGACAACGAGCUUGAUGAUAUAAAGAAUGAGAAGGAACGAUUUCAGAUGAGCCGACAACCACUGGAGGAUUUGCAUGACGAUUUGAUGAAAUUUGAAACAGAAUUGGAAAACCAGUUGGAGGAAAAUAUGGACGAUUUUGAGAGAAUGUUAUUAACUCUAACAGAUGAAUUCAUACAAGCGAUUGAGGCGAAAGUUGCAAUUUGUCGAAAGGCUGAAGACGAGUACUACGAAAAGGUCUCAAACCAUUGUUUUCAUCUGCUUGAUAAAGUUCCCCUUGAAGAAAUGGGAGUCGAGGUGACGCCACAACUUUGUGAGAUGUUUGAAGACAAAGAAAGCCUUACUGAGGUUCUGGCCGACUGUCACGCAGGGCAUACAAGUUCAUUCUAUUCAAAAGUUGACAAUAUCCGCGAACGAUGCCAAUCAUGGCUUAAAGAAGUUCUUCUUGGAUUUCGGAACACCUACAUAGAAGGACGGAGAAGGGCAAGAGGAAUGAUCUAUCGGAUCCGAAAGAGCUCCCUGCCAGCUCUGCCUCCUACAAAAGGAACUCAAUCUUUUAAGAAGAGCCGAGAGUUAACGGUUCUCUUUGGCCAGCAUCGAAUGACUCAGUACUUCGGAUCAGAUUUUAUUCAUCCCUUUAAGCUAAUUGACGUGGAUCCUUCUAUUUUGCAAGCAAUCAAUGAUCGAUUUCAAUCCUGCCGACCGGUCUUUCGUUUGGAUCGAGGUGUUGACCUACAAACUACCCGGGUCCUCGCCGCUCCAGACGCCACGUGCAUUCCUGCAAACCUCACUCCCUAUGGAGAGGGAUCGGUACUUUGUGUCGAAAUUAAGCCUAAAUUUGGGGCAAUACCUCGUGGACCUGAACGUGAUCCCAUUGAGACGACAAUUAGAAGGAACGCAAUGUUCUGCAUCAUGCAAUAUCACGAGACGAAAAGACGUAUAUGGGGUCGACCAUCGUCCUACUGUCCCUGUGACCUGUUUUCCGGGAACCAAGAAAGGAUGCUACGAGCUCUCUUUGCAAUGCUUGAAGUCCGUCAAAACAAUCUGCGAGUAUUUUGCAACAGUUGCUGCGUGUUGAGUAACAGUGUUGAUUUACUAGAUAGUGCUCUGAUGGAUUUCUUCCACCCUCCUCUGGAGGAAUGUAAAAGUGGGGGAAUGAAUCACAGCAACUUUGGCGACUCCCCUGAAUUCGCUCCUUCGCAUGCCCCGGAUAAAUCCUCGAGUGAUAGCGAAUGUGACGGUGGGACCGCCUGCCAUUCACGUGCAUGUCAACUCCACGCUGCAGACGAAGGCUCACUGCGCCAUCGUUUCCUGGAGGGUCUGCUCCUUCCUGCCCUCCUCACUGCAAUCCCCUCUCCCUCUACCUCUGGCAGCAUCAGCAGAUCACCAGAGUUCCGCUACGAGUGUGACCUCCAUCCCUACACUCCUUCAAAGGCGUCAAAUGAAAAGAACACAUCUUCCUCCGUUACCUCAACUCCAACGCUGAGUUUUCGUGAUCUUCCGCAAAACUCGCCUCUUGGUCGAAUAUUGCAAGCGCAGUUGGAGAGCUCUCUCAGUCACCAAGACCUCAUCGGGCACUACGAAUCCGUAGCAGCGUACUUUGAAGAACACGGUAUUCCUUGGGAUUCCUACAUUAGUGGCAAGAUUUUCGUUAAUACUGCCGAGGCACCGCCCUGCCUCAUUGAAAGUCUGAACCUCGUUGAGAAGCACCUGGUGGCUAUGGUCGCAAGAGACUGUUCCAUUAUGCUCACCUUUCAACGUGCGAAAAACAACUGCCCGGCGAGCGUCUUAACGGUCGGUGGCGAGUGUCCAUGCAUUCCGAAAACUAUUAUCAACAUCAGUAUCGUGGAUUUGGACCCAAAGGAGUUGAAAAACCUUCAAGAGCGUGUAAAAUCCGAACGUCGUGUGGCCGAGCAAUUCUUGCUUCAACGCGAGGAAAACCAAAAUGUCAUUGGAGUGUGCAGUGCAAUGGAUGGGCCAAGGCGUCAGUUGACACUGUCCGAGUCGUUUAGUAGAGCAGCAAAGGAACCCCGCCUAGAUCCCACAAACUCCGGAUCUUCCGCGAACAUGGUUGCUAAUGCGCCUAACAUUUUCCUGAAUUCUCAGUUUUUUUGGCAGAAUUUGGAUGCAAAUUCAGUCUCGUCUGCUUCAAAGCCCAUUGCAAGCGCUGGGUUUAAUGUAACAAAUCUAUACGAGGCAGAGAGAAAUGCAGAAUUGUAUCCAGCGUCAUCUGUGCACGCAGAUGCAUGGAAUGCCUCCUAUGUAAAAUUGCCUUGCGCGCCUCAGAAUCUCUACUACGAAAAUGGGAAGUCAGUUUGUCGAUGGAGUCUCAUAGAAAAGGCUCUAUCAAGCCCUAUAAACUCUGUCAAAGAAUUUGCUGAUGCCGUCCUUUCCUACAAUGCCCGUUUUGCUGGCUCUUGGAAUUUUGACCAUUUAUCAGCAGCCUUGCAGAUUGAGCCCUGCUAUGUGCAGUUGUUGCCAAAAAUAGCAGGUCUUGCCCUGAAGCUACCAUAUCUGAUUACUCGGCCGAUCCCAUUGCUUUUACGUAAUCAAGAAGCUAGUGUGUCUUUGAGCCAAUUUCAAAUUGCGUGUCUGCUGGCUAAUGCCUUUUACUGCACUUUCCCUUGCCGAAGUACAAGGUCAAAACGAUCAGAAUAUUCGAACUUUCCAUUUAUCAAUUUCGGAAUUUUGAUGUCUAGAGGGUACAGAAAUCAAACUAAAUCAACCGACCACAAGGUGCUGUGCAUUCUGCACUAUUUUAAUCGCGUUUUAUCCAGCGAUCCUUCUGGUCGUAUAGUGACGUAUACUCGUCGUUGCCUUGAUCAGCCGCCCGAUUUCGUGUCAAGUGACGCUAAGUUCAAGUCAAUUGCUUUCGGAGUGAGCUCCACCUGUCUCAUUGAGGACGCGGACCCCGGGACAAUUCAGGUCAAUUUUGCGGAUCGUUUUCUUGGUGGUGGAGUGCUCCGUGGUGGCUGCGUUCAGGAAGAGAUCCUUUGCUGCAUUCGUCCUGAGAUCCUCGCGGGGCUACUUUUUAUCGAAGCCAUGGAUAACCACGAGGCCCUUAUCAUUGAAGGAGCGGAACGAUUUUCGCGUUACACAGGUUACGGCAGAACGUUCGAAUGGGCUGGCGACUUCAAUGAGGCCGUUGAUGCAAAAAACACACUGAGUGAAGACGGCCGAUGGAUGGGAGCCAUAACCGCGAUUGAUGCACUUCAUUUCUCCAGAGGUACCUCACAAUUCGAUGGUAAAUCCAUUCGGCGCGAAUUAGAUAAGGCCUACUGUGGUUUCACCGACCUUCUCGCUCCCCACCGAGCUCUUCCUAAUGUUGUCGUAAGCGGCCACUGGGGAUGCGGUGUUUUUAAAGGAGAUAAGGAACUCAAAUGUUUGAUUCAAAUGAUGGCUUGUGCGCAGGCCGGAAAAUCGCUUGCGUAUUGCACAUUUUCCGAUGAUGACUUUGCUAAGAAGGCUCUUCAAGUCUUUCAAGUUCUUUGCUCCAGCUCAUGUACAGUUGUCAAAAUGUACAACUCGAAGACCAAGUGCCUUUGGAUUCGUGACCGAAGUAUUGUCAAAGAUGUCUUCAUUGUCUUAAUCGUUUUAAAAGGUAAGGAUAUGCAUUCCAAAGCAAUCACUGACGUUUGUUCAAGGAACCUGGGAGCUGUUGUCAGGCAAGAGUUUAGGGUUGUGCUUUGCUGCAGUUGGCCUGCACGCUAUCUGGCCAUAACAAUGGUAUUGCAAAGUGAUCUUCGGCUAUUAAUGGCCUUUGCUUUGCGACCUGUAUUGGAUUUCAUGGCAACUUCUUGUGCUUCUUGCUCUAUUAUACGGCACGUUUCUGUCAAGUCCUGGCCGACACUCGACAAUCCUUGGAGAGAAAGGCUCGAUGUUGACAAAAAAGCCACCUUCCCAAGUAACUACGUGGUUUCAAAGGAGGAAUUUAAGUUUGUUGAAAUGCUGAAGCCCAUGGACACAGUUCCACCGCCUCCUGUUAUCGAUGCAACACCAAGUGGUUGGGUUCCGCCCCGACCUGAGGUCUGUUCGAAGAAGCCCUAUACGGUGACCCGUUCGCGCAACCACAUGCUCCCUGUCUACUUGAAGAUUAAGGAAAGGAAAAGACGAGAACAGACCCAUGGGAAAAGGAUGCUGACCGUUAUAACCAAAGUCGGAGGCGAUAUAUCAGCUCUGGCGGCAGAACUGGAGACUCUUCUGAAAGGGAAGUGCGAGACGGGAAGACUCCUCUGUCAAGUGGAUGAAGUCACCCAAAAGAUAAUAAUCGAUGGGGUAUUUUUGGAUGAAGUUGCGGCUUUUCUUAUUGAAAAUGGGUUUUAA